AUGGACAGCCAAUGCUCCGCAUGCAUGGCCGCCCAUUUCCAAGGGGAGAGAACGAUGCCCGGGGGUAGUGCCUACACUACGUGUUGCGCCAAAGGUAAGGUUCACGUCGCGCUAUUCGAACGAUUCCCGCCGCCUCUGCGUGAUCUUUUCCUCAACCAAGAUCAAGACUCCAAGAGUUUUCGUCAGCAUAUUCGGAACUACAAUAACGCUCUUGCGAUGGCAUCAAUGACGGCCAAGAUAGAACCACCCUCAGGAAACGGCCCAUACUGCUUCCGUGUCCACGGUCAAGUCUAUCAUAGGAUCGGAGGACUUCGACCUCCGAGUGGACAGUUACCGCAGUGCGCUCAGGUUCUGAUCAUGGAUACUGAGCAGGCGGCUCAAGAGCUAGCUGGACGGGAAGUAAAUCGGAACUGCUGCCCGAACACCUUCGGUCUACUCCAUAGAAUACUCAAUGAUGCCAAUCCUUAUGCACAAGCCUUCAAGCUCAUGGCUCAAGUCGCUGAUGAAGAAGCAGAGAGGGCCCAACGGGAUGGUUGUCCUGGAAGACCAGUGCGGAUGGUUUUCCACCAGAACGAGCAUGAUGACCAACGGCGCUACAAUGCGGCAACUGCAAACGAAGUUGCCGUGGUUUACGUGGGUGAUGAAGAGGACAUUCCUGGGGAAAGGUUGUUGGUCGUGCAUGAAAGUACCGGCAAUCUCCGAAUUAUAAGUUACUUAGACAAACUCUGUGAUCCGCUUUCGUAUCCCUUAUUUUUCCCUUCUGGAGGUGAGGGAUGGCACCCUCAAAUGGAACGACGAGAACCGACUUCAUCUCGGCGCUGUAGGGUCACCCAGAAGGAGUAUUAUUCCUAUCUGCUAUUUACUCGGGAUGGUCUCUUCAAUCCUCUGCAUUACGCGGGAAGACUCUUGCAGCAGUUUGUCGUUGACAGUUGGUUGAAGAUUGAAAUGAAUCGCCUUAAUUAUAUUCGUCAGAAUCAACGAGAACUACGACUGGAUACAGUACGGGGUCUCCAAGACUAUAUGUUGAGCGACCCAGAUGACUCUGUUCAGCCCGGACGACGAAUUGUCCUAGCCGCAACGUUCAAUGGAGGUCCGAGAUAUAUGAUCGCUCAGUACCAAGACGCGAUGAGCAUCGUAUCCAAAUAUGGCAAGCCGGAUUUGUUCUUAACCUUUACAUGCAAUCCAGCUUGGCCAGAAAUAACUUCGAAUCUCAGCCAGGGGCAGACUGCUUCGGAGCGACCUGAUUUGAUCGCACGAGUUUUUCAGCUCAAAGUGAAGGCGUUUUGUGACGAGGUCGUGAGAAAACAAGUGCUUGGGGAGGUGGCUGCGUACAUAUAUGUGAUUGAGUUCCAGAAGCGGGGCCUGCCCCAUAUGCACAUGCUUCUGACCCUGAGUGGUGAUUCUAAACUGAGGACCCCGAGUGAAGUGGACUCUCUGAUUUCCGCCGAGCUCCCCGAUCCUAUCGCGGCUCCUGAGCUCUACAAGAUUGUUUCUUCGUGCAUGAUCCAUCGACCGUGUGGGAAGCACAAUCCCAGUUCACCGUGCAUGAUCAAUGGGCAGUGUUCGAAGAGCUUUCCAAAAAAUUUCCGAGAUGAAACUUCGCUUUCCGCCGAAGGUUAUCCGGAAUAUCGUCGACGUCAGAAUGGCCGCAGAAUCAUAUGCCAGGGGGUGCACCUGGACAAUCGUUUUGUGGUGCCCUUCUGUCCGUAUUUGACGCUCCUCUUCGAUGCUCACAUCAACGUCGAGCUUUGUGCUCUCCUUCACGCGGUCAAGUAUCUCUAUAAGUAUCUUUAUAAAGGACCAGAUCGAGCGAGAAUCCGUUUGCAGCAGGCUCGGUUGCCGGAAGAGGAGGCACACGAUGAGAUCGAUGCUUAUUGGGACACCCGUUAUGUGUGUGCCCCAGAGGCGAUUCAUCGAAUUUUCGCCUUUCCAUUGAAUGAUCGCAGUGAUGCCGUAACCAGGCUGCAAAUACAUUUACCAGGUUUCGAAAGUGUCCGGUUCGAAGCGGGUACUGAAGAAGCUGCUUUGAUUUCGGCCAGAGAUCGCUUUUCUACCCUGACAGCUUUCUUCGACAAAAACCGGCGCUGCCGAGAUUUGCAAGAGGAACACGGAAUGAUUCCCGAUGAUUUGAUCGACUCUCGGAAACUCCGGUACCAUGAGAUGCCCGAAAAAUUCAUUUUUAAAAACCAGCGAUGGCAGGAACGGAAGCGCGGUGGUAAUCGUAACAUCGGACGAAUGUACUUCGUUAGUCCUCAAGAUCACGAGCGCUUCGCUUUGCGCCUGUUGCUGUUGUAUGGGACAGGCUUCACCUCCUAUGAAGAUGUUCGUACCGUGAGCGGUCAAACCUACUCCUCUUUUGUUGAGGCUGCGAGAGCGAGUGGUUAUCUGAGAGACGAUUCAUAUUCCCGAGACGCUCUUCAAGAAGCUUCUGCUCAGAACAUGCCACGGCAACUGCGGAGCUUCUUUGUUGCCUUGAUCACCUUUGCGGAUAUACAACCACCGCAUACUGUGCAACUUUGGGAGGAAUAUAAGCCGAAUUUCAUGGAAGACUUCAUACAUGCGGGACUGUCGACCGAAAUGGCGGAGUCGAAAGCUUUUCACGAUAUCGUUCAGCGGCUUUCAGAACUCGGGCGGGAUUAUUAUGCUCUCCUCCCCCUCGAUAUACCGCAAUUCGAGGAAAUCGAGACAGCCGUCAAUCUCGAAGAACACCGCGCGUUCGGAGCUGAACUAUAUCAGCAGCUGAAUCCGGAGCAAAGAGUUAUUGUGGAUGAAGUUCUUAAAGCGAUUGCAGAUCGACGAGGACAAUGCUACUUCGUUGACGGUCCAGGUGGUAGUGGAAAAACAUUUGUUUACACGACUAUUUACCACUUAGCCUCAUCCAAAGGUUUUAAAGUGAUGAAUGACGCAUGGACUGGAAUCGCCGCCAAUCUUCUGCCUGAGGGCCGGACUGUGACUUCUGCUUUCCGUUUGAUUGUCCCGAACAAUAGUCGUUCAUCCAGCAUCAAAGGGCAAUCGAAAGAGGCAGGACUUUUACGUAGCACGGACGUCAUUAUAUGGGACGAGGCUCCAAUGGCUCCCAAGACUGCUCUUGAAACCAUUGAUUCAUUGCUGCAAGAUAUCAUGAAGAAUACCGCACCCUUUGGUGGUAAGACCAUAGUUCUCGGCGGCGAUUUCCGUCAAAUUUUGCCCGUCGUCGAGCGAGGAUCUCGCGGUCAGAUAGUAGACUCAUGUCUCAAGUAUUCAGAUCUAUGGAAACAUUUCCAGCAAGUCCGCUUAUCUCGGAAUAUGCGUUUGAGCUCCGAUGAUUUAACUUUUCGGCAAUGGCUCCAUCAACUAGGAGACGGAAUGCUGCCUGCGGACAUGGAUAUCCCGGAGGACAUGCGCUGCCAAGGAAAUCUCGCAGAUGUUAUCUAUGGUGACAUCUGCGCCGAAAAUCACGGCAUAGAUUUCGCCGAGCGGACGAUUCUGACGCCGAAAAACGCUCAGGCAUUGAAAAUUAAUGAUUAUGUUUUGAACAAACUAGCGGGCGAGAAGAAGACCUUCCUAAGCGAGGAUGAAGCGAUCGUGGAGGACCCGAGUGACGCAUCUCAUUUCCCUACAGAGUUUCUGAAUAAGAUGACGCCGGCAACCCUUCCGCCCCAUGAAUUGAACUUGAAAACAGGAUGUAUUGUCAUGCUGUUGAGGAAUUUAGACGUGAAAAAUGGUUUGUGUAAUGGUACGCGAUUCAUAGUUACGGAGAUUUUAUCUCGAGUACUGAUUUGCAGCUUCGCAACUGGGUAUAACAGAGGGUCGUCUGUUCUAAUUCCGAGAAUUGACUGUUACUACGCUCAUGCGACACUCCCAUUCCGACUUCGACGGAGGCAGUUUCCGAUUCGUCUAAGCUUCUGUAUGACUAUCAACAAGGCACAGGGCCAGUCGUUCUCUCGCGUUGGAAUCGAUUUACAGGAAGCGAUCUUCGCUCACGGUCAACUUUACGUUGCGCUUUCGAGAGCAACGAGUCGAGGCGGGAUUUCAAUUGCCUCACCGAACAAUCGCAUGAGAAACAUUGUCUAUGACGAAAUUUUGCGGUAA
This is a messenger RNA of Galendromus occidentalis (western predatory mite), 4071 nucleotides long. RefSeq lists its product as uncharacterized. The coding region runs from base 1 to 4071 and encodes 1356 amino acids. Gene Ontology annotation, molecular function: DNA helicase activity. The record is from RefSeq and is a predicted model, not a curated record. The transcript has a single exon. Gene Ontology annotation, biological process: DNA repair; telomere maintenance. NCBI's taxonomy places the organism in Eukaryota, Metazoa, Arthropoda, Arachnida, Mesostigmata, Phytoseiidae.